This is a messenger RNA of Bufo gargarizans (Asiatic toad), 1280 nucleotides long. RefSeq names its product ubiquitin conjugating enzyme E2 V2 (gene UBE2V2). The transcript has 4 exons. Gene Ontology annotation, cellular component: nucleus. The record is from RefSeq and is a predicted model, not a curated record. Gene Ontology annotation, biological process: protein K63-linked ubiquitination; DNA damage tolerance. Bases 126 to 557 code for a protein of 143 amino acids. NCBI's taxonomy places the organism in Eukaryota, Metazoa, Chordata, Amphibia, Anura, Bufonidae.
GCUGCUGGCUAAUGUACGGAGCACUCUUUCACUUUCGUCUCGUGACGGAAAUGACGCCUCCCGGUAGAGGGCGUUGAGCGUGCUGACAUCAGCUGCGUGGGCUCCGGUGCUCGGAGGCCGAGAAGAUGGCGGUGAGCGCAGUUACAGUUCCUCGUAAUUUCCAAUUACUGGAAGAACUUGAAGAAGGGCAAAAAGGAGUUGGAGAUGGUACGGUUAGUUGGGGCCUUGAAAAUGAUGAAGAUAUGACUCUUGCUAGAUGGACUGGAAUGAUAAUUGGGCCUCCACGGACCAAUUAUGAAAAUAGAAUAUACAGCUUGAAAAUAGAGUGUGGACCUAAAUAUCCCGAAGCCCCCCCGACACUUAGAUUUGAAACAAAAAUAAACAUGAAUGGUAUAAAUAGCUCCAAUGGCAUGGUGGAUUCACGAUGCAUACCUGUUUUAUCUAAAUGGCAAAACUCAUAUAGCAUUAAAGUUGUCCUCCAAGAACUUAGACGCAUGAUGAUGUCCAAAGAAAAUAUGAAGCUCCCACAGCCUCCAGAAGGACAAACCUACAAUUAAAUAAUGUGGGAAUGUUUCCAUUCUUCCUCCCAGCCCCUUCCACAAAUUUCUAAAAGGCCUGCAAUAUGUAUUGUUGCAUGCCUCUGCCUCUCCAGCUCUGAGAGGGAAAGCCCUUUCAGCCCUGAAAACUAAAAACUGGGCACAAUUUGCACAUGACUUCUCAUUGUUGUCUUGGAUGUCUCCUAGUUUUGACUCCCAUUGGUCAUGGACAUAUUAUGCAACGUGUGUUGCAGUGAAACCCCUAUACACCUGCACAAUAGAGAAAAAAAAUAAGAUAAACAGGGCAAUGGGGUUCCAAAUAAGUAUUUUCUCUGAUCUAGAGUUGCUUGAUUUAAGGAUUUUCACAUUCAUGAUAUUUUUGUUUCCUUAAAGAGCAGCAGUAUUUUUUCUUUUCUUACAUCUUUAUUAUAGGGUUCUGAGAUUUGCUGUGUGACAUUUUCAUUUGUGUCAGAUGCACCUUAGUAACAGACUGCAUAUUGCCUUCAACAAGAUGUAGUCUGUUGCUAAGGGCCAUCUUACAGAAUUUUUAAUGUUGUUUGUAUCAACAAACACAAUUUUCGGGUUGUACAUAGAUAUAGUCUACAUAUUACUAAAUGAUUACUAUGCAUUGCUUCUCAUCUGAUCCCGAGUUGCAAUCUGCUGGUUAUUAAAGGGAUUGUCUCACUUCAGCAAAUGGCUUUUAUCAUGUAGACAGAGUUAAUACAAGAUACUUACUAAUAUAUU